UGGAGAAACAUGGUUCCUUGGUUCUUCUAUUUAUUCUUUUCUUCCUGUCAAUGCGGAAACGUGAGAGGUGAGACUUGCUAGCCCCGCUCACCGUGUCCAGCCAUCCUUGCCGGGCUGCCCAUGCUGUCCCGCUCUAAUGCUCCAUUCUACCGGUUACUCCACUUAGCGGCCUAGACCCAUUAAACCUUAGUCAGCCGCAGGGUAUGUAUCCUGAUUGCUUUACGUUUGGGAGUAUUCUGAGAAAUUCAUUUGGAUGUUAUAGAGUCGAUGGACUUAUGAUUAUUGGCAGUAUACAUGGCAUCAUUGUUCAAUUGGGGUAUGAGUCUAAUAAUGUGCCUAUUGGAUCUCUAGUUGAUGCCUAUGUGAAGUAUGGGAACUUAGCUGGUGCAAAUCGUCUUUAUAGAAGUAUGAAGAAGAUAGAUAUCAUAUCAUGCUCUGCAUUAAUUAUGCGAUAUGCUCGUCAAGGUAAAGGCAUUGAUGGAUGCAUGAAUCUCUUUUUUGAGUUGAACCGAUUGCACGUGGAAAUUAAUAGUGUAAUAUUGUGCUCAAUGCUUAGUUUGUGCUCUAAAUCAGCAUUAUUGAGUCUAGGAAGGCAGGUGCAUACUCUUACGUUGAAAUAUCAAAAUAAACAUGAUGUAGCCUUGGGAAACUCUUUGAUUGCCAUGUACACAAAAGCAGGUGAGAUUGAGGCUGCUAAGAGAAUUUUUCAUCACAUGGAAGAGAAGAAUGAAAUCUCAUGGACAUCAAUGAUAUGGACAUCAAUGAUAUCUGGAUAUGGUGUGCAUGGCCAUACUGAGAACGCAAUUUCUCUUUACAAGAAGAUGGAACUGCAAGGAAUUUAUCCAAAUCAUAUCACGGUCUUGUCCCUUUUCUCUGCGUGUAGUCAUACUGGCUUGACUUCUCAAGGCUGGGAGUUCUUCCACAAUAUGGUUCGAAAAUAUAAGAUUUGCCCAUUGUCGAAGCACUAUGCUUGCAUGGUAGACCUUUUGGUACGUGAGGGUUGUUUGGAAGAAGCCCAUAGUUUGAUAUGUAGGGAGAAAGUUAAUCCGAGUGCCUCUCUUUGGGGAUCACAUCUUGGGGCGUGUAGUGUGCAUGAACAUAUGCAUCAUGGAGAGUUAGCAGCGAAGAAUUUAUUUAGUAUGAACCCCCAAGAGCCUGCCAACUAUGUUGUCUUGGCUAACAUAUACGCAUUGGCAGGUUUAUGGUGAAGGGCCGCCGAUACACGGGAAUUGAUUGUUAAUAGGAGGUCACGGAAGAAUCCUGGUCAUAGUUUUGUCCUGUCAAACAAUAUCACUUCUUCCCGCUGGUUGGUAUAAAGGUCUGUGAGGAUUUCAAUGUAUUCGAUUCCAGAUAUGGUAUUUUUAUGCAUUUAUACAUCGUGCUUAAUGAUUGAGCAUUUGAACUGCCUUUAGCGGUUAGCUUAUACAAAGUAUAUCAUUUUCAUUUUCAUUUACCUACAUGGGGUAAGGGGAGGUCGGAUGUACGCAGGCUUACCCCUGUACUAAAGUUCAGAGAGAUUGUUUCCGGAUGACUCAUAGUGAAAAUCGCAUCCAAAAUUGCAUGGACUGACUGCUGCUUCAUAACAAAGAAGCGCAGACACUUUAGUGAGCCAUUUUGCUUUACUCCAUCAUAUUUGUCAAGCCAAAAUAUAAUAAAUCUUUGGCUCCAUUGCAAGUGAUGGAAAAGAAAAAGAAAGGAUAAACUCAUAAAAGGCCAGAGCUAAGGAGCACCUUGACUUGUUUAAUGUUGCUGCUAGUCAACCUAAAGUUCCAUCUCGUAAAUUAUCUCUUUGUGUUUACAAAUGCCAAAUGUAAUAUAAUGGUCUGGUGACUGGUGUGGAUCCAAAUCAAUAUUGUGUGAGUUCUACAAAGCUGGGAAAUGUACAAAGGAUUUCAAGUGGAAGUUCUCACACGAUCUGAAUAUACAAAAAAAGGAGAGAAGAUUGUCAUUUGCAUAUAAAUGUGAUCAUGUAAAAAAGAAAUAGCGGAGGAUCUGGAGUUUGGGGCCAAGAGACUUUUGAGGAGUUUGUGGCAUAAAAAGUGAGGAGUACAGCAAGAACCAAUCAAGUUUCAGGGUCCACUAUUACCUUGUGUUUUGCUUUUGUGUUGUCCACAUCUAUUAUAGAUAAGUUGGGAAAAGGGGUUAUAUUUUACAUUGGGGGGGGGGGGGGCUCUUCCCAUGCUUUGUGUGAUUGUUUACCUCAAAUGAGACAAAUAUAAAUCAAAUAAAAAGAUUAAAUUGUACCCAUUCAGGUAGCUCUUUUUUAUUCCAACGUAGACCUCACAUGUUGCUCCUAGUUAAAAGAUCUUUCCAUAUGACUUGAAUGAAAUGAGUGGGAUUUCUCAGGAAGAAUGUAGAGGUAUCAUCAUUCGUAGUUCUCAUGUGCAGGUUUGUAAAUACUUUUUGGAUGCUGAGGAGAAGAAAUGAAUGGAUGGUUUUGGGUCUGUCGAAAUUGUGGUAAACACUGUCACUAUAGAUAUACUCUUCCUCCAGGGUAUGUUCUGAAAUCAAUGAGGAAUAGAUUAAUAUUUUGAAAGCAAUGGUCUGCAAAAUAUGGAAGGGUAAGUUUUAGAGUUGUAAUGUACUUCAAAACGCUAAUGGAAAACAGUUCAGUUUUCAGCGUUUUGGAUUUUGUGGAGAAAUUGUGGCCACAAAAUGGAGCAAGAGCUGGAGAUGCAGUGAGAUCGCGGGCAAGAUCCAUGGGUUGAACUACCUUUAGGCAGAUUGAUUGAAAAAGGUGCACUGAGGAAUGAUUGGGCAGGCCGUAGAUGGGGGUUUCUUCCAGCGAUGGAGUGCAGGCACGACAGAAACGUUGAUGUUUGUGUUUUGAAAUAACUCCCAGCUAAAAUUGUCUAAAAAAAAGUUAAUCCCACUUAGUUAUAUGAAUAUGUAUCUUUUGUUCAUAAAAAAGGUUUUCACACCUUACCUAAUAUUAGCAACUAGCUUUUCAGCCAUUAUUUUCACGAAUGAAUGUUUUUGGCUAAAGGGUCAAAUAGGCCCUUGAACUGACUUAAAGUGUUCAAUUAGCCU
Molecule: messenger RNA, 3030 nt
Organism: Cuscuta epithymum
Lineage: Eukaryota; Viridiplantae; Streptophyta; Magnoliopsida; Solanales; Convolvulaceae
Source: the annotation of a GenBank genome assembly